Messenger RNA from Leptomonas pyrrhocoris, 1453 nucleotides. Its product is annotated as putative developmentally regulated GTP-binding protein 1. Gene Ontology annotation, cellular component: cytoplasm. NCBI's taxonomy places the organism in Eukaryota, Euglenozoa, Kinetoplastea, Trypanosomatida, Trypanosomatidae. The coding region runs from base 347 to 1453 and encodes 368 amino acids. The record is from RefSeq and is a predicted model, not a curated record. Gene Ontology annotation, biological process: cytoplasmic translation. The transcript has a single exon. Gene Ontology annotation, molecular function: GTPase activity; GTP binding.
AGAGAUCAAGUAAACAAGGAGCAGCUCCUUUUUAUCAAAACGUCUGUGUGUGUGUGUGUGUAAACUUCCUCUCAGCGUCCGACUCCGCACGGAAGACAGCAAAGGCACGCUGGUUUACUUUCCCUUGAGCCACUUCACGCUACCGUUUCUGCGCGCCUAUAUACACCCAAAAAGAGCAACGUUCCUUCCCGGUUCUACCGUGUAGAUCCUGCAGUCGUGUUUUGAAGAAGAAGGAAAAGAAAAGGCCGAUAAGGCAUUCUGCUGCGUCUUAACUAAUUAGCCGGUACGCGCGUUUUUGUUCAUUUUUUCUUUUCUCUUAAGCCCUCACUUUUGGAAUUUCUCAGCAAUGUCGUCUUUGCAGAAGAUCAACGACAUCGAGGCGGAGCUCGCACGCACGCAGAAGAACAAGGCCACCAUGGCGCAUAUCUGCGCUCUGAAGGCGCGCCUUGCUCAGCUGAAGCGCGAGUUGAUUGCCUCGGAUUCGAAGAAGGGCGGCGGUAAGGGUGAGGGCUUCGAUGUCCAGAAGACCGGCGACGCCCGCAUCGGUUUCAUCGGCUUCCCGUCUGUCGGCAAGUCCACCCUUCUGUCCAAGAUGACGUCGACGUACUCGGAGGUGGCGGCGUACGAGUUCACGACUCUGACCUGCGUGCCGGGUGUGGUUAACUACCGUGGUGCGAAGCUGCAGAUGCUGGACCUGCCCGGUAUUAUCGAAGGUGCGAAGGAUGGUAAAGGUCGCGGUCGCCAGGUUAUUGCGGUGGCGCGGACGUGCUCGCUAAUCCUCAUCGUGCUGGACGUGGCGAAGCCACUGCAGCACAAGCUUAUCAUCGAGCGGGAGCUGGAUGGCUUCGGCAUUCGGCUGAACCAGUCGCCGCCGGAUAUUGUGAUUCGCAAGAAGGACCGCGGCGGCAUCAGCAUCUCCUCCACCUGCCCCCUAACGCAGCUGGAUAACGAGACGAUCAAGACGAUUUUAGGAGAGUACCGCAUGUCCAACGCAGACGUCACCUUCCGCGGCGAUUAUUCGGCGGAUGAAUUCAUCGACGCAAUUGAGGGCAACCGCGCGUACAUUCCGGCCAUCUAUGUGCUGAACAAGAUCGAUCAGAUUUCCAUCGAGGAGCUCGACAUCAUCGCGCGCAUCCCGCACAACUGCCCCAUCUCGGCGCACCACGAGUGGAACCUGGACGGCUUGCUCGAGUGUAUCUGGGACCACCUGAACUUCAUUCGCGUGUACACGAAGCCGAAGGGUCAGGUGCCGGACUACGACGAGCCGGUGAUUCUGAAGCGGGUGCCACAGCCGUCGGUGGAGAAGUUCUGCAAUCGCCUUCACCGCCAGCUGAUGCUAAGCUACAAGUACGCGUGGGUGUGGGGCUCGUCGGUGAAGCACCAGCCGCAGCGUGUUGGCAAGGACCAUCUGUUGGAUGACGAGGACGUCGUGCAGGUCGUGAAGAAGGUGUAA